Molecule: messenger RNA, 3609 nt
Organism: Falco peregrinus (peregrine falcon)
Lineage: Eukaryota; Metazoa; Chordata; Aves; Falconiformes; Falconidae
Source: RefSeq, a predicted model, not a curated record
UGUUGCCAUGGUGAUGGGGGGGGUAGGAUGCCCAUUGCCGUGGCAAAGGGACAUCUAUCACCGUGGCUGUCAGUGCAUUGUGGGAGGAUGCCACCACCCCUGCCCUCACCGCACCCAGGGAGCUGUGACGGCCCUGGGACAGCCAGGCGCCACCGUGGCUCUGGCCCCCUGCCCACACCGCCCCAGCAAGCAGCUGCUUGAGGUGCCAGUGAGGAACCAGAGCAGCUGGCACCAUGUGCCAUCCUCCUUCCCUACCCCCUUUCCAGCCAAAGUUGCAUGCUCUUUCCCAGCACCUAGCUCUUGCGGAGCUCCAGGAAGGAUGAAGCCCUUCCCCACCCUGAAACACAGAUUGGGUUUUGCUGUGGGCAGCUCUUGAACAACCAAAACCAUCCAAGCAAGGCUGGGGUGGAAACUGGUAUCCAACUGGAGAGCUUUACGCCCCAGUUUCCUCCUGGCGCUGGGCUCCCGUGGGACGCACCGUCCCUCCCCAGCACAGUGUCUUCUGUUUGGGAAGGUCACACCACAGGAGCACCCACCAGCAUUGCCAAAACACUUCUAAACAUUAACUGGUGGAGCUGGGUGCCAAGCCUGUGACAUCCCCAAGGACUGCUGACGCCACACAGCCUCCUCCAUCCCUCCUCCUCCUCCACCAGCCCUGGAGAAAAGCCUGGCUCACAGCACAACCCACUGCACAGGUGGUAAAAGCCAAGGGCUGGCCACCGGAGCUUUCCUCUUCAUCCUCUUCCCUUUAGGUUUUCCUGGUGUUGUGCCGGAGCAGGGACGUGGUGAGGGUACACCGGCGGCCGAAGCAUCAGGGAGGGGCUGGCAGGGACUCUCCAGCCUUCCUUCACCAGCCUGUCUUGUGGUAAGCACCGACAGCUUCCACCCAGACAGCGGGUCGGGACCGUCUCCCCACUGAUCAGGGUGGUCCCUGACCACCACGUCCCCCUUCCACCACGGCCCGCUACGCUAUGGCCCUGCCCUGGGCUCUGCUACUGCUCGGUGAGGUCCUGGCACAGGAUGCAGCCGCCCAGGGCUGCCUCCUUCCGCCGGCUGGUGAGUCCCAACCCUUUGCCCUUCCUUGCCAGUGGAAGCACCCCUGGUGGGACAAAGCCUUGCUGGGGUGCCUCGGUGGUGGGCUGACCCCCGCCUUGGCAGGUUAUAACGCAGCGCUGGGGCGCCCAGCCCGCCAGUCCUCCGUCUUCCCCAACAUCAGCAUCGCCACCAACGCAGUGGAUGGGAACCGGGACGGCGUCUGGCACCACGGCUCCUGCAGCCGCACACGGCGAGAGCGGGAGCCCUGGUGGAGUGUGGACCUGGGUGGGCGCCGCGCCGUGGCGGCUGUGGUGGUAAAGAACCGGCAGGAUUGCUGCUGGCAGCGGCUGCGGGGAGCGCAGGUCCAUGUCGGGGACGCACCAGCCGAGCGUGGCAGGGACAACCCCAUCUGCGGCGUCAUCACGGACACCGGUCCUGGCUCACUCAGUACCAUCUGCUGCCAGGGGCUGCAGGGCCGCUAUGUCUCCAUCCUCAUCCCCAGCCGGGAGGAUGCGUUGGUGCUGUGCGAGGUGGAGGUGGUGCUCCAGGGCUGCCUCCCCCUGCCCGGAGGUGAGGGGCUCCCAGGGAGGCAGUGGGGGCUGGUGGGGCAGCAGUCAGGGGCCGGCAGCCUCGUGCCAUGCUCCCACUGGCAAUUCCAGCCCCCAACGUGGCGCAGGGCCGCGCCGACACAGUCCUCCACGCUGAAUGCCAUCAGCCUGGCUGCCAAUGCCGUGGAUGGGAGCAGCAAUGCCAGCUGGGAGCACGGCUCCUGCACCCACACUGAGAAGGAGCUGGAGCCGUGGUGGCGUGUAGACCUGGGCCAUCGGCACACUGUCUACUCCGUCACUGUCACUAACUGCCACAACUGCUGCUGGGAGAGCCUUCUCGGCGCCCAGGUCCACGUUGGGGACUCCCUGGCUAACCAUGGCAAGCGCAACCCUGUGCUGUGGCGGUUCCCUCCCGGCAGCUGCGGGGCCAUCUUGGACACUGGUCCCGGCUCCACCAGUACCAUCUGCUGCAACGGGCUGCCGGGUCGCUAUGUCUCCAUCAUCAUCCCUGGGCGGGAGGAUUUCCUCAUCCUCUGCGAAGUGGAGGUGACAGCCCAGAGCUGCGUCCCCCCGCCUGGCGAGGGAGUUGGAGCCAUGGUGGACAGUGGACCUGGGCCAUCGCCAUGCUGUGGCAGCUGUGGUGGUGAGGAACCGCCUGGACUGCUGCUGGCACUGGCUGAAGGGUGCCCGCGUCCAUGUCGGGGACUCCCUUGCCAGCCAUGGCACCAACAACCCCAUGUGAGUGCCACAGUGUUGACACUGUGGUGCACGGCUGCUUUGGCGCUUGGCCACCCUCACCCUUGUCCCCCUCCUUGUAGCUGCGGCACAGUCACAGAUACCAGCCCUGGCUCCACCAGCACCAUCUGCUGCCACGGGCUGCACGGCCGCUACGUCACCAUCACGAUCCCUGGCCGCGAGGAACGGCUGAGCCUGUGCGAGGUGGAGGUUGUGGAGCAAGGCUGUGCUGUGCUGCCAGGGGGUGAGUGGGUUUGGGGGGCACCGCGGGGUCUUCUGGGGACAUGGCACCCCCAGCCCAGCUGUUCCCGCAGCCCAGAACAUGGCCCUGGGCCGCCCGGCCACCCAGUCCUCCAUCCUGGAUGCCAGCAGCAGUGCCGCCAAUGCCGUCAACGGGGACUGGGAUGGCAAUCAGGAGCACGGCUCCGUGCCCACACCACAGAGGAGCUGGAGCCAUGGUGGCGUGUUGAUCUCGGCCACCGGCACGCCAUCUAUGCCGUGGUGGUGAAGAACCGCCAUGACUGCUGCUGGGAGCGGUUGAAGGGGGCUGAGGUCCGCGUCGGUGACUCCCCGGUUGACCGCAGUCGGCACAACCCUGUCUGCGGCAUCAUCACAGAUGCCAGCCCCGGUUCUAUCAGCACUGUCUGCUGCCAUGGCCUUCGCGGUCGCUACGUCUCCAUCCUCAUCCCCAGCCGGAAGGAUGCGCUGGUGCUGUGUGAGGUGGAAGUGAUCCGGCAAGGCUGCACCCCGCUGCCAGGAGGUGAGCUGUCAGGAGAGCCCACCUCCCCCAGGAACCCCAGCACCCACCAACCCACCAUGGUGUUCACAGCCCUCAACGUGGCGCGGGAGCAGCAGGCGACACAGUCCUCCACCUCCAAUGGCUCCGGCUUCGCAUCCAAGGCGGUAGAUGGGAACCGGGACGGCGUCUGGCACCACGGCUCCUGCAGCCACACACGGCGAGAGCGGGAGCCCUGGUGGAGUGUGGACCUGGGCAGACGCCGCGCCGUGGCAGCUGUGGUGGUAAAGAACCGGCAGGAUUGCUGCUGGCAGCGGCUGCGGGGAGCACAGGUCCAUGUCGGGGACGCGCCAGCCGAUCGUGGCAGGGACAACCCCAUCUGCGGCAUCAUCACGGACGCUGGUCCUGGCUCACUCAGUACCAUCUGCUGCCAGGGGCUACAGGGCCGCUAUGUCACUGUCACCAUACCCAGCAGGGAGGGGCAGCUGGCGCUUUGCGAGGUGGAGGUCUACACUGUCUUCCCCGAAAUCUGAGGGGCUCCUGGGGGGCAGCUGA